Bipolaris zeicola 26-R-13 is the source of this 2745-nucleotide messenger RNA. RefSeq lists its product as uncharacterized. The transcript is spliced from 5 exons. The record is from RefSeq and is a predicted model, not a curated record. Bases 1 to 2745 code for a protein of 914 amino acids. Lineage: Eukaryota; Fungi; Ascomycota; Dothideomycetes; Pleosporales; Pleosporaceae.
AUGGCCGACUCUGUCCUAAUCGCACCGUUGUUUGAUGAAGCAGUGGCAGCCAUACAAAGCGCCGUACUGCAAGAACACCAACUUCAUUUCCAAAAUGAUGCAAACGCAUCGCUCUUGUUGAACGAGCUCCGUCGAGUAUCAGUCAGCAACGGCUCUGUAGACCAGAGAGUGGUUGUGUGUAGCCGGAAACUUACAUUGUUCAUUCGUACUCUUGCGCCAUACUUCGACCUUCUGAGCACAUGCAUAAAGCUCCAACCAGAAUGGAUUAGCUGGUUCUGGGGUGCGCUCCGACUAGUCAUCAAGAUGAGCAGUGCCUAUAUCCUUCUUCUUGAAAAGGUCGCCGAUAUGUUGGAAGCCAUUGCGCAUGUCUUGCCUCCGUAUCAGCAAAUAUAUGAGACUUACAGUGCAAACACCCCGGACUCCAAUGUCAAAGACGAAGACUUUCAUUUAGCAGCACUCAUGUCUUAUGUUUAUGCCGACUUUGUGCAACUGUUCUUGGAACUUUACUACGUUUUCUGCCGAGGGAGUCAAGCUCACACAGUGUCAUGGAGGCCGCUUGACUCGCGCAUUUCGCGUAUGGAAGUCCGAUUGGCCAAACACAGAAGAUGGCUGGAGAAGGAGACGCAAAACGACAUUCAAAACUAUUCCGAUAUCGCACAUCAUCGCAAGCACUAUCUUGACUUUCUGCAAAAUCAAGAUCAAAUUAGAGGCAGCGACUAUUUGGAUCAUGAAGGGCAAAGAGCUGUCAAACGAUGGAGGAGGGUGGAAAAAGUGCGAAACUGGCUUUGUAAUUCGCCCACCACAAGUCAAGUCGAUCGCCGACCCAGACAGUACAGCCCAGACUCAUGUGCAUGGUUCUUGCAAAGUUCAAUCUACUGUAAAUGGCGAGAUCAACCAUUUGAAAAAGCAGUAGCCAACGAUGCGGAUUAUUUGUUGAACAGUUGGCAACAUCGGGUGCUAUUCGUUCAAGCACAGAUUGGUUUUGGUAAAACCUUCAUAUCCCAUUCAGUAAUCGAGAACCUUACUGCUGAGGCUGAAGAUCCUAACAUUUGUGAUGAGCCUCCUGUAAUCGCGCACUACCGUUUCAGUCUCAUACAUUCCAAGCAUAAUCAUCCAGACGAUGCAUUGCGAUCCUUGUCAAACCAGCUGCUUCAGUUGCAUCGCAAUGAUCAUUCUACUCUCGAUGCUGUAUGCCUGCUGCUACGCAAAACUUCGUUUCGAGAACAUGCAAAUACAGACGAGGUAUUAGACGUCCUGACUCUACUUUUGCGACAACAUCCUACCUACAUCGCGAUUGACGGUAUCGAUGAAUGCAGCAACACUGAAGUCUUUUUGGGAUUGUUGGCAAGAUUAUGCCGAGGUUCCGAUGCGAGAGUCAUCUUGUUCAGCAGACCGGACUUGAAGAUACCGUUGGAAUACCAGAAGUGGGCAUCUGAUGCCCCUCACGUUUUCUCUCUCAAAAGCUCACAUAACGCCAUGUCCAUUGAGAAUUACCUCACACCGGAGCUAAACCGCCUGGCAGACCAAGGAUUUUUUGGCAUAUCCAUGGACCGAACGCUGAUUCCCCAAUUCGCACAAGCAGCAAAUGGAGAGUUUUUAUGGGCCUCUAUGCUUCUGAAGUUGCUUCAGUCACCACUAAUUUCACCAGAAGAACGAUUAGGUCUUCUAUUUAAUGUUCAGUCGUUGAAGGGGCUGGGCUCACUCUACCACACUAUGAUUGAUGCGCUGGCGCGUCACUCGCCCCAGAAGAAGCGAGUCAUCGCUAGUACUUUCCGCUGGUUGUCUCAUGGAAUUCAUCACCUGGAUUCAGCUGCGCUACAAGCCGCUCUGUCUAUACAGAGUACAGACGAGAAUGAGACGUCACAUACGAUGGAUAUCGUCAACGUGUUGGAAGAGCUCAGCUGCGGUCUUCUUCUAGUCACAAACGACGCUGUUUCUUUCGCCCACGCAUCCGUGCGCGACUUCCUCCAGUCCUCUGCUUCUCAUACAUCGGAGUUCAGUCUGUCUAACGAGAGUGGUGUACACGGACGCCUUGCAGCCGAUUGUCUUUCUUAUCUUGUCUACAGCGUACCGAAGCAGCCACUCGGCGUACUACACCCUCACAACCCACCCACACCUCCAGCCGCUUCAGCCAGUAGCGGCGCGAGCCAACGAACAAACUCAUCUGGAGAUAGCGGCUACAAGUCGUUAUCCUCAUCUGACGGUGACAACAACCAUGCUGUAGCACCAAUUGCACUCAACCCACGCAACAGCAGCUCAAGACCAAACAGUAUUCGCACCAUACCUUUCGAUACCCAUCUCCCCUUUUUACGCUAUGCGGCGCUCUGUUGGCCUAUACACCUAAGUCGCGCCCUAACCUUAUCUUCUCACCACUCUACCGCCACCUCCACGACAGAUACACUCGCUUAUCUUCCUGCUCUCAGCGCCUUCCUGUGUUCACGCCUCGCCAUCACAUCGUGGGUUGAAGCAUCAUUCCGAUAUAGCUUACCGCCUACACUCACACGGCUUGUGGGGCCGCUAUCCGACCUAAAAGGCGAGAUCUCUCCUUCGACAGCAAGGGGCAGGGAGUUAAGAUGCGUUGUGGGCCAGAUGAGAAUAUUGAGUGAGCGGUUAGCCGGCUUGAAGAGAGAAAACGAAGGUGUGAUGAGAAGAAACCCAAGCUUGAUAUGGCAGAUGGAUGAGCCAGGGGAAGACGCGUAUUGGCCUGUUUGGGAAGAUGUCGUUGCCAGCGCAAGUGUUCCGUGA